ACCUUUACUAUCAAAAGGCUUUACUAUGGGAAUUAAUAUAAGGAAAAAAGGCAUAGGCUACAGGGUUUUGGAGUAUCACACUUAUUAUUUUACUUAUAAAAAUGUAUUUCCGGGACUUUAUUGAAUGUAAGCGGAUACUGGAAGCCAUUUGGUGUCCUCUGACUUUACUAAUCUCUGUGAUAAGUGUAUAAGGACCCGUAUUGCUUUGAUUUAAUAAUAACAUGGAGUACUAUACAUUAUGCCUGCACUUUCAACCUUUUGUUUACUGAUUAUCCCAGCGCACACUCAUAGGGGUUAACAAAGGUCCUUAUCAGUAGUAGCAGCCUGGCUAUGUUGUAAUAUCAGCCAGCAGAGUAAGGAAGCCAGUGACCUUUGUCUGGACAUAUUGCCAGUGCUGGAGCUCUCUCCGUUGACAGCCUUUGAGUUCUGCUGUGAAUGUGAACACGUAUUACCUGUCCUGCCUGUGCUAGAGAGGCACUCCCCGCUGUAUUACACUCCAUUCCCGCACAACAAGAGGCCCAGCCAUGCAGCUCCCUGAGCCGGCGGGGGCCAUGCUCCUCUCUCUCACCGCUAUUCCGGUCUCCUACCUAGUAAACUCCCUGUCUGCAGCGUCUGACCCCACCUUUAUAGCCGGAAUGGGUGUCUUAGUGCUGCUUGCUCUGUGGUUCGUUUCAUUUUACCUUGUCCAAGGAAAUCCUCCUCAGGAUCCACUGUUCUAUGUGUUUGCCGUUUUCUCAUUCACAAGCAUCAUUGAUUUGAUAAUAUGGCUGGAGGAGGAAGGCUAUAUCCGUGGUUUUAUGGAGUUUUAUAUGAAAGAGGGGGAGCCAUAUCUCCGCACUGCCCAUGGGCUCCUCAUCUGUCUUUGGGAUGGAACUGUGCAUUAUAUUCUUUACCUGGCUAUGUUGGUAGCAAUCGCUCAAGGGAAGAACUACAAGCCAGUAGGUCUGUUCUGGCUGGGCUCUCUCCUCAUGAGUAUGCUCAUCUUUCUCCCUGGAAAUGUGAUCGGGAAAUAUGGAUCAGAAAUCCGUCCAGCAUUUCUGCUCAAUGUCCCAUACUUACUGCUCCCCAUCUGGGCUGGGGUGAGAAUAUUUCGUGGGUGUUAUUCUUUCCCCAAAUUCCCUGCUGAUAAGGUGGAGGCGGCGCACAGAGAAGGCAUCUUUCAACGUCCCUUAGACAUUGCACUUAUCAUCUACCUUUUGGGAGCCAUCGUGUUCACUGUCUUCAGGGGCUUGGUGGUCCUGGAUUGCCCUUCUGAUUCGUGCUUCACUUACAUUUACCAGUAUGAGCCAUACCUGAGAGAUCCAGUGGCUUACCCAAAGGUUCAGAUGCUAGUGUGUUUGUUCUACCUGCUUCCUUUUCUCUGUCUGGCUAUCUAUGGUUUGUUGACGCCCGGAUGCACGUGGAUGUUGGACUGGACAUUGGUCUGUGCAGGGGCUGUUGCGCAGGCUCAGUUUGCUCACAUGGGAUCUUCACUUUAUUACCGAACCCCCUAUACUUAUCGUGUCCCCAAUGAUGCCUGGUGGGCUUUUGUUAUCUCUAACAGCCUGUAUACCCUGGGACCUCAACUCUUGGCCUAUCGCUGUCUACGGAGCCCAGCAUAUUUCUUACAGGUUACUACCCAGUCUGCAGAGGAUGGCAAAAAACAGGAUUAGCUAGAGAGUGAGCAGAGGACUUUGGGGACUGCUCUCCUAAACUGACUGCAGUUUAUAGAAUUUCCUAAUUUUUUGGAGCAUUGUGAUAGACUUGUCCAGCAUAUGUUUUUUUGUACUCCAGGAUUCCUGUUGGAGCCUAAUUAGAUUAUGCUGGUCCUUUAAAGGGCACUACUUGGAUGCUGUUGCGCUUGGCAGAACCUUCUUGUUAAACACGAGUAUUGGCUGUUUUGUUGUGGAAUUCCUGGUUUUCAGAUAGACCUCUGUUUCCAGUUCAUUAUUUUUCAGUUUUAGUUUUUUUGUUUACAUUAAUGUAGUAUAUAUUAACUUCAUUGAUAUAAAUCUCUUCAAUGAGAGCUUCAUUCUGUUUCAAUCUGAUUUCCUUCUUGUUUUUUUGGACCAAAAGAAGCUCCUACUGGCAGCUGCCAAUCAUAAAGAUGACACCGUUCUGUUCACUUGGAUGAAAGCUUACUUUCCAGUGAGAAAACAAAUGCACCAAUUAUUAUUUUAGGCGCUUUACAUUGCAAGCACAGAUCUUUUUAUGCGUGUGAAUUGGUUUCAUAAAAUAACAUGGUAACUGUGUCUUCACUGUGGAGACACUGCAUAUAGCUCACCUGUAUUCUUCUAUCUAUAGUUUGGUUAUAUAUUUAUCGUAAUGUCAUUUUUAGCAGUCACAAUUUUUUUUAUACAAUUUGAUAGCCAUAUGUUGUCAUUUUGUAUAAACUUGUCCAAAGAAGCUACAGUAGCUAAAAUAUAAUGGGGUAUAUAAUGUUCCAGUUAAAAAAGUGUACAAACACUUAUCUACAAUAUUUUCUACAAAAUUCUUCAUUAAAGUGAAAUAUAAUGUAGGCUUUUAUAUUUAUAUCUUGCUGAGAUUUAUCCACACAGCUCAAUUCAAGGCUACUGUAUAGUUCUAUUAAAAAAUGAGACAUUUGAGUCAUAGUAAAACAUAAUAUUCCCUGAACUGGAAGUUAGUCCUUCUUUAAAUAAAAUAGUUAAACUGACCAUGUUUUCUUCUGGAGCAAAAAUCUUUUUUUGAAAACUGCAACUGCCUGUACAUCCUAAAAUAAAUGUGAGCUAUGUUUACAACAUUU
Messenger RNA from Bombina bombina (fire-bellied toad), 2743 nucleotides. It is a transcript of the gene TM6SF2, whose product is annotated as transmembrane 6 superfamily member 2. The transcript is spliced from 10 exons. The record is from RefSeq and is a predicted model, not a curated record. Gene Ontology annotation, biological process: lipid homeostasis; regulation of lipid metabolic process. Bases 525 to 1652 code for a protein of 375 amino acids. NCBI's taxonomy places the organism in Eukaryota, Metazoa, Chordata, Amphibia, Anura, Bombinatoridae. Gene Ontology annotation, cellular component: endoplasmic reticulum membrane; endoplasmic reticulum-Golgi intermediate compartment membrane.